AAUGCCAUAUGCGUUUUAGUUACAAGUGUCUGUUGUAAAGGAAGUUCUUACAGUAGCUCAGCACUUUGAGAAUCAGACCGGAGAUGCUGUGACGCGUGUAUCAUUUUACUUUCAAUUUAAGCAUUUAAAGCUCUUCUAGCAGGCUCCAGGUCUCUCCCAUCACAAUGGUCAUCGAGUCAGACUCUGUCAGUCCCAGCCAUGCUCUGUUUGACCGCUUUGUCCAGGCACAGUCCUGCAAAGAAACACAGCAGAACUUCGUUGAACUCUGCCGCCACCUGGAGGUCGAUCCUAAGGACUACAAGCACUUCUACAGCAAACUCAAGGACAGACUCAACUACUGGAAAGCCAAAGAACUCUGGCAGAAGAUCGACAAGAGAGGCACCCAUCCGGAUUAUGAACAGGGCCAGGCGUGUCAGCAAAACAAGUGUUUAGUGUUGGGUGCGGGUCCAUGCGGUCUCAGGACGGCGAUUGAAUUAGCUCUGCUAGGCGCUAAGGUAGUCAUACUGGAAAAAAGAGGGUCCUUUACAAGGAAUAAUGUCCUGCAUUUGUGGCCGUACACCAUUCGAGAUCUUCUCAACCUCGGUGCAAAGAAAUUCUAUGGCAGAUUCUGCAGUGGAUCCAUUCAUCACAUAAGUAUCCGUCAGCUGCAGUUGAUUCUGCUGAAACUGGCCCUUAUUUUGGGGGUUGAGGUGCACACUGAAGUGACUUUUGAAGAUCUGCUGGAGCCAUCAGGGUCUACAGGAUGGAGGGCAAAGAUGUCUCCUGCGUCCCACACAGCUGCCGCUUUUGAGUUUGAUGUUUUUAUUUCAGCUGGAGGGGGAAAAUAUGUGCCCAGUGGUUUUAAGAUAAAAGAUACCAGGACAAAGUUGGCCAUCGGUAUCACUGCAAACUUCGUAAACCGCCACACUAAAGAGGAGGCUCAGGUGCAGGAGAUCAGCGGCGUGGCCCGAAUAUACAACCAGAAAUUCUUCCAAGCACUCCAGUCUGAAAUCGGCGUUGAUCUAGAGAACAUUGUCUACUACAAAGAUGAUACUCACUACUUUGUGAUGACUGCAAAAAAAGCGAGCUUGUUAAAAAAAGGAGUGAUAAAGCAGGACUUUUCUGAUGUCGAUCAGUUGCUCGCACCUGCAAAUGUCAACCAGGGGGCCCUGCAGAAGUACGCAUACGACGCCGCUGACUUCUCCACAGAUCACAUGCUGCCGGACCUGGAGUUUGCAAAGAACCAUGUAGGCAAACCUGACGUGGCCAUGUUUGACUUCACCUGCAUGCACAGGGCAGAGAACGCCUCUCUGGUGAGGGAGAGGAAGGGGAAGAGACUGCUCAUCGCGUUGGUGGGAGACAGUCUGGUAGAGCCGUUUUGGCCUCUGGGUACUGGCAUUGCUCGUGGUUUCCUGGCUGCGUUUGACACAGCGUGGAUGGUCAGGAGUUGGGGAAAAGGUGUCCCACCCCUGGAGGUGUUGGCAGAGAGGGAGAGCGUUUAUCAGUUACUCUCUCAGGCGUCUCCAGAAAACACCAGCAAGAACUACGCUGCCUACAGCAUCGAUCCAUCCACGCGUUACCCAAACGUCAACCGGUCCUCUAUCAAACCCAUACAGAUCAAGCGCCUGUAUGACAUAGAGGAUGGUAAAGCCUACAAACAGACGAAACCCAUCAUAAAAACUAAACCUAAAAAAGACUCUAUGAGGCGUCUGGAGGAUCUGCUGUCCUGGUGUCAGAAGAACACAUCGGGGUACAAACAUGUGAAGGUGAAAGACCUGACCGAGUCCUGGAGGUCCGGCAUGGCUCUCUGCGCUCUCAUCCACAGCUUCAGACCUGACCUCAUUGACAUGUCUUGUCUAGAUGAAUAUAACAUCACUGGGAACAAUAAGUUGGCCUUUGACCUUGUGGAGAAAGAGCUUGGCGUUGCCCCCAUCAUGCGUCCCAGUGAUAUGACCACCUGCGGGAAAAUUGACCAGCUGUCUAUGGUUGCCUACCUCACGCAGAUACGCAACGCUCUCACAGAGAAACAUACACCAGCAGAGCGCUCCAACAGCCUCUCACCCAACACCAAGACCCUCUCGCUGUCCAGAGCCCGCACGGCCACCUUCUUCCUCAACACGCUUAAGCGCAACUCUAUCCAAAGGCGCAAGGACCGGCUGGCAUCGGAGAAAGGACCAAAACAGCAAAAGAUGAAGGAGAAAGAGGAGGAGAAGGAAGUGAAAGAGGAAAAACCUGCGGCGCCUGUAGUGCCCAUGUCCUCAUCAGAGGCAGGCAGCAGUGAGCUCUGUUAUUUCUGCAACAAGCAUCUCUACGUGCUGGAGAGAGGAAGUGCUGAGGGCAAGUUCUUCCAUCGCAGUUGCUUCAAUUGUUAUCAGUGCAACUCCACCCUGCGGCAGGGCGGAUACACUUUCCACGCCGACACGGGGAGAUUCUACUGUGAGCUGCACUCAGCGGCCGAGGAAGAAGAGGGUGAUGAAGGUCACAGAGGCUCACAGAAUUGUGUCGAAAAUAAGGGGGAGGAUAAAGAGAAAACUCAAAAUGGUGAAACUGUGGAGAUCUCAUCCCCACCUCCACACCUCUCCGUACGAAGGAAGGGCUCGUAUAAGAUCUCCGUUGACCCUGACUUUGAAGAAUCGACUGAGUGUCUUACUCCAACAGAGCAGGAAGACCAACCGCCAUCUGACUCUCAAGAACCGCACAAACCCUCAGAGAGCACAGGCGCUGAGAACCAACCAAACAACAGCAGUCCGUCCGUUCCAGUGCCGGCCCCGCGAGCGUCCAGAGCUCCGCUUGCGAAACCUCGCACUGUCCAUAACGUGGUGCCCUCAGAGGCAGAGCAGAACCAAGAGGAAAGUCAUCACGACCUCACACCAGAAUCCAAACCCAAACCAUCCCUGCGCAAACUUCAGCUGAGCGAAGAGGAAAAAGCCGACCUGCUCAGCCAGGAUUCAGACUCGGAGACGCCCGCCUCGUCUUCUGCCGCUUCCACCUCCUCUUCCUCCAAGCAGCACGAAGGAGUUGAGGAGGAGGGCUACUGGAGCGGAGGCACCGCGACCGGGAGGAGCAUGAGGGACCAGCGGAACCGUCGCUGCAUGAGAAGAAAGAGCGAACCGCCACCGUCCACACAGUCGCAACAUGGAAAGUUGCGCUCCAAGUUUUCUCCGUGGAAUCUGUCUUCACCUCGACUACAACAGCGCUUCAGCGUCCUUAGAGUCGCACCUUCAGGACAAGCUCAGCUAGACCAUUAUGUGUCAGAAGAUGAUAAUGAAGCUGGUGCUGAUGAUGACGAAGAUGAGGAUGAAGAGGAUCUUCAACGAGAAGACAAUUAUUUGGAUUGCAAGGGGGCUGAUUUUGAGAUUUCUGAGUCAGAGAAACGUGACCUAAAGAGGAUGAAAACUCUGGAACGGAAAGCAAGGAUGAGCGAAAUUCAGCGCUUCCACAAAGCUCAGACGAUUCAGAGACGGCUGGAUGAGAUAGAAGUGACCUUUAAAGAGCUGGAGGAGAAAGGAGUGGAGCUGGAGAGAGCUCUGAGAGGAGAGGCUGGUUCAGACCCUGAAACGAUUGAUCAGUGGAUUGAUCUGGUCCAGGAGAAGAACAGUCUGCUCUCUGAGGAGUCGGAUCUCAUGGUGGCGUCUCGACAGCUGGAGCUGGAAGACAAACAGAGCAUGUUAGAGAUGGAGCUGCGCAGAUACAUGGAAAUGGAUGACUCUGAGAAAACUUCUGAGCAGCGACAACAUGAGAAUCAGAUCCUGCAGGAGAUGCUGGACGUGGUGGACAUGAGGGAUUCACUGGUGGCCUUCCUAGAGGAAAAGAGGUUGAAGGAAGUCAAUGAUGAACUGCUGGGAAGCUCAGUACUGGAGGCCAAGAGACAUUCAACCGCAGCAUCCCAGGUGCUCUGGGACUAAGACAUCACGAACACCACACUUUUGAGUGCCACAACACCUUAACAGAGUAGUUCACUAUAAACUUAAUUAGCUAAUCAUCCUCAUGCCAUUAAAAACCUUCUAUGACUUUCUAUCUUCUGGAAAACAAAAGGAAAAAUUACAUACAAUGAAACUGAAAGGUCACCAAGAGCUGUCAAGCAACAAGAAGGACAAAAAGCACCACAAAAUCAUCAUAAAAGUACUUAUAAGUCCUUGAAGCCACAUGAUUGAUGUGAUGUUUUAUUAGCUUUCAUAUAAAGUUUUAAAAGUGUUUUUUCUGACUCAAGUCGCAUUAGUGCCUCAUAACCAGUUUUGAGCCUCAACAGCUCACUAUUUACUUUUAUAGCAUAGAAAAUAGAAAGUCAUGCACUUAAUUAAAGAGAAAGUCAUAUAGGUUUGCACUGACACAAGGGUGAAUAAAUGAUAACAGAAUAUUUAUUUCUGGGUGAACUGUCUCUUUAAAGAUUCACUUAUGUCACACAAACCCAAUGACUUGCAGGCACAAAUACAUACAUUGCACAACUUUGUGCAGAGACUUUGCUCUUGAAAACCAAAGACUUCAACGCAUCUGCGCACACAGGUUUAUGACACUUAAGAUUCAGAAAAUAGUGCCAGCCGAUAUGGUCUCGCUCCAACAUUAAAUGUGCUUUCAAACGGAUACAGAAACUCUGAAGACUGUAGAAAGUGUUGUGGAACUGCACAUCCGUCUCAGCCUUCACUGCCCGGACACAGCCUUUCACGAGACCAACGGCGGUCAAGCUUCAGACUCACAAACUUAAACGCUUAAACACACGGACUUUACUGGGGCAGAUGUUUACGCACACGUGUGCGAUUGUAUUGCAUCUCGCACUUUUAUAAGAGUCUAUCAAGGUCAUGUAUGUUCUAGUAUCAAAAAUAUCGAAGCUUGUUGUUUCUGCCACAGGAUUUAAAAAAAAUUAUGUAUAGGUAAUGGUGACUUUUUAUCUCACAAGUGCAAGAUGUAAACUCAGAAUUACCAGAUAUAAAGUUAGAAAUGCUAAAUGCAGUUGUAACAAAAAAAAUUUGAAAACAAAAACAAAAUUGUAUGAUGCAAAGUCAGAAUUUUGAGAAAAAAAAGUCAAGCUUGUUUUUGUUCUUGGAAUUGAAAAAAAAAAAAAAAGUAAAUAUGACGACUUUUCUUAAAAUUCAGAUUUUAAGAUAAAUUUACAAUUAUUCUUGUGAAAUGUAGUCAGAAUUUUGAAAAAAGUCUGAAUUAUAAUAAUAGUUUUUAUCAUCAUUAUUGUUUGGCAGGAAAAAAAAGAUAAUUGUUACUUUUUACUUUCAGAAUUCUAACUUUUUUUUUUUUUUUUUUUUUUUUUUUGGCAAAAUUAAACUUUCUGAGGUGUAAAGUCAGCAAUUGCUAUUGAUAUAAACUUGCAGUUGUGAGGGAAAAAAAAACUUAGAACUGCCAGAUAUAAAGUCAGAAUUGCAAAAUGUAAAAUGCAAAAAAAAAAAGUCAAGCUUGUUUUUGCCAUAAAAUUAAAAAAGGGGGUAAAUGCUAAUUUUUAUCUUAAAAUUCUGUUGUUUUUUUUCCUUGUGAAAUCUAAUCUCACAGUUUAAACUUGUAAAAUGUAGUUACAAUUCUGAGGAAAAAAAGGCAGAAUUGUAGGAUAAAAAGUGCAAUUGCAAUAAUCCUUUAUUUAAACCAUUAUUGUUAUUAUUACUUGGAAGGAAAAGAAGAUAAUUGCUCUUACUUUUAGAAUUCUAACUUUAUAUUUUUGCAAAAAUUUAAACUUAAAGUUUUGAGAUGUAAAGUCAGAAUUGCAAAUGCCAGAUAUAAAGUAAAAAUUGCAAAAUGCAAAAAAAAAAAAAUAAUAAUAAUAAUAAAAGUAAACUUGUUUUUGCCAUGGAAUUAAAAAAGGGGGUAAAUGUAAAAUUUAAUCUCAAAAUUCAGAUUUUUUUCUUGCAAAAUGUAAACUCACAAUUAAACUUGUAUGUUAGAAUUUAAAAAUGUAGUUCGAAUUCUGAGGGGAAAAAUAAGUCAGAACUGUAGGAUAAAAAACUGCAAUAAUCCUUUUUAAUCAUUAUUAUUAUUACUUGGCAGGAAAAAAAGGACAAUUGCUACUUUUUAUCUUAGAAUUCUAACUUUUUGAUAUUUUGGUGCAAUUCAAACUUAGAAUUCUGAGAUGUAAAGUCAAAAAUACAAGUUUUUAACUUCAAGGUCAGAAUUGUAAGGUAAAAAGGUCAUGAUUACCUUUAUUUUUUUUUAUUUUGUGGCAGAAAUAAGCUUGCAUAGAAAAUGUCCUCAUUAAAAGAUAUUAUAUAAAAAGGUAUUUACAUAUUUAUAAUGUCGUAUUUGGCAGAAAUAAUGGCAUAACCUGAUUCAUGUCCAAGUUCAUGUCUUAAACAGCACUUGCAUUGUAUAAUUAUGAAUAUAUUACAGCUUUGCAACAAGAGAUUCAAUAUCACAAUGAGCUUUUGUGCAAUGUAUUAUGUAUUUAGGUUUUUCCUUGUAAGUGAUUGUAUUUUGUUAUUCUUCUAAAUUUCACACAUUCUUCUUCUGAUUAUUCAUUGUUUUGCUAUUUUCUGCAUGAUCAUGUUUUUCUCUCAGGGGUACAUAUGCCUGGACCGGUUGGCAUUUCUAUAUUUUUAAUUCCGUAUAUUUGCGUAUCAUUAUUUGAAUGAUAUAUACAGUAUAUAAUACUCGUUCAUGAAUUCAUUUAGGGACACACGAAGAAGCAGAAAGUCUGUGGAGAAUUAUUACUUGGUAUUUUUGUGUUUGAUAAAGUGAUUUUCAUUUUUCUGAGGCACUGAGAAUAAUUAGUGGCAUUAAUUCUUGUCGGAGAGGAAUUUGUGCUCGUGUUUUGGGAACAGUGGUGUAAUUUUUGCUGUUUGCUUUUGCUCCCUGAUUGUAUUUCUUUUCUUUAACUAUGUUCACGCACACAUUACUUGUACACACCAGUGGUUUCUUUUCUAUGGGGACGGUAAUUCACUAAAUAUGCUAAUAAAAUAUCUAGCACUUUGA
Messenger RNA from Labeo rohita (rohu), 6885 nucleotides. It is a transcript of the gene mical1, whose product is annotated as microtubule associated monooxygenase, calponin and LIM domain containing 1. NCBI's taxonomy places the organism in Eukaryota, Metazoa, Chordata, Actinopteri, Cypriniformes, Cyprinidae. The record is from RefSeq and is a predicted model, not a curated record. The transcript has 24 exons. Bases 165 to 3884 code for a protein of 1239 amino acids. Gene Ontology annotation, molecular function: protein binding.